Molecule: messenger RNA, 1698 nt
Organism: Brassica napus (rape)
Lineage: Eukaryota; Viridiplantae; Streptophyta; Magnoliopsida; Brassicales; Brassicaceae
Product: riboflavin biosynthesis protein PYRD, chloroplastic
Exons: 2
Coding region: 318-1598 (426 amino acids)
Biological process (GO): riboflavin biosynthetic process
Molecular function (GO): zinc ion binding; diaminohydroxyphosphoribosylaminopyrimidine deaminase activity
Source: RefSeq, a predicted model, not a curated record
CAAAACUUUCAAAUCGAAAACUCUUCGCCACAAAUGACCUGGAAUCGAUCGGUUUUUACCAAAUCAAAUACCAAAUUAAACCAGUGGACAUUCCCGGUUAGACAUAACCGGUUCAUUGAAUUAAAAACCCAAAUCUUCUCAUCGUCGUCUUCGACGUCUCCUCUCUCCCGCCGCUGCUGUACAUUUCCAGCCGGAGACGGCUCGAAUCUUAAAUCCACUCGUCGAGGUUUUCCAGUUGACUUCAGAUUGUUGUUAACUUGGGUGAAGAAGAAAAGCCAAUCAAAUUUCGAAACGGAGCUUCCAAUUUCUACGGUGAUAUGCAGAUCGCAUGCCUCCCAAUUCCCAUUUUUUCAAUCACUCCACGAGCCUCAGUUCCAUCUUCAACUGUAUCCUCAAAUCCUCGCCGCGUUUUCAACCCCGCUUCGUUUCAGAACCCAAGACCCAGUUUCUUCACCCUCUCUCUCAAAAGAUCACAUAGAUCACGAACUGGUUUCAAAGCUCCUCCUGUCUUGGCUGCCAUGAGAAGCGAAGAAGCUAUUGAUGAUGCGUUUUAUAUGAGGAGAUGCGUGGAACUGGCGAAGAGAGCAACUGGGUGCACUAGUCCUAAUCCUUUGGUAGGCUGUGUCAUUGUUAAAGACAGCAAGAUUGUUGGGGAAGGGUUUCAUCCCAAAGCUGGUCAGCCUCAUGCCGAGGUGUUUGCUCUUCGAGAUGCUGGAGACUUAGCUGAGAAUGCCACUGCUUACGUUAGCUUAGAACCCUGUAAUCACCACGGGAGAACGCCGCCUUGCACAGAAGCAUUGAUCAAGGCCAAGGUGAAAAGAGUUGUAGUUGGGAUGGUUGAUCCGAAUCCAAUCGUUUCUUCUUCGGGUAUCACUCGUUUGACAGAUGCUGGGAUUGAUGUCACUGUUGGUGUUGAAGAAGACCUAUGCAAGAAGAUGAAUGAAGGAUUCAUCUAUCGAAUGUUAACAGGAAAGCCGUUUCUCGCUCUCAGGUAUUCUAUGUCUGUCAAUGGUUGUUUUCUGGACAAGAUCGGUGAAGGAGCUUCGGAUACUGGUGGAUACUACUCAAAGCUAUUGCAAGAAUACGACGCAGUAAUACUUUCUUCCUCGUUAUCUGAUAAACUCUCGAGCAUUUACUCACAAGAAGAGACUAAUGUUUCAAUCCAGCCUAUUCAAAUCAUAGUAGCUAGUAGUAAUGCACAACAGUCUCCUAUCCUUGCUUCUUCCAACAUGGUGGAAGAUUCGGGUCUAAAAGUUGUAGUCUUCACCAAAGAGGACAUGGUUGCAGAGUCCGGGGUCGAAACAGUUGUAUUAGAAAAUAUAAACUUGGCUUCCAUCUUGGAUUACUGUUAUCGCCGUGGACUUUGCAGUGUCUUGUUGGAUUUGAGGGGAGACAUCAAAGACCUUGAAGUGCUUCUUAGAGAUGGAUUUGAGCAGAAGCUGUUGCAGAAGAUAGUGGUUGAGGUUUUGCCUGAAUGGUGCGUGAAAGAUGACGAGAGACAGGUAGCGUUGUCGAUGGACUGGUUAGAGUCAAAAGCUGUGGAAGAUCUGCAGCCUAAGCAACUAGGUGGAAACGUUUUGCUACAGGGUUAUCUUUGAUGUUUUGAUGUAUGAAUGUGUAAGUUCUUAAACUUCUUCUUUUUUUAAACCUUUGUGUUAUUAACUUGAUUAAUAAAAUAUUUUAAAAAUAUUAAUGUCA